AGCGUUGAGCUUUGGAAUUAUAAACAGUAAACAUUAGAAUAUGGCGUCGAGCGUGUACGACGAUGAUAGCAAUCACAGUUCAAUAUCAACGGAUUCGGAUGAUUCCGAUGACCUAAUGAUAUACACGCAGGCGGCGGCAACGGAGAGCGCUACACCGACGAACGAAAAUGAAACCGAAAUGAACCUCGUCGUCAAACUGGCAAACAGACAAAUGUAUGGCAGGGUAGCCAAGACUUGGAAAAGUAAGACUGAACCAAUGUUCAAAGAUGUACAUCGCAAUUGCAAGAUACCAUUCGGAGAUAUAGUGUUCAAUAAGAGAUCAUGUUCACACUUUUACAUGGGCUUCACAAUUUGUGGCCAAUAUUUCAUUAGUUAUAAGGAGAUUAUGGUGGAUGUUGUGACUCUCUUUCCUUGCAUAGAGUACAUCCUGUACAUUUGGAAGUUCAUGCAAGGUGAUAAAUUGCAGUUCAUAUCGAAGCAUAGGAUAUUUAGGCUGAUGAGGGAUGUGGAAUUGGAUAAGAUUAUGUUCAUACAGUCACCCACUGAUCCCUACAAAAUGUUUUGUUAUGGCUUAAGGGCAACAAAUCCAGGAAUUGCAUACUUAACUAUAUUGACACUGCCAGUGCAAGAGAAACAUUGUCGCAAUUGCAAAGGAAGUUUGCAGCCAAAUGAUGAUAAGUUGUAUCGAGGUUGGUGCUUAAACCACGGUUUCAUGCUGCACUAUAUGUUCACACUAUCCAAUCCGAUGCCCAAGUUCGAGCCGAACAUCUCCUUCGCCUAUCCUGACCACGUGGUGAUAAACACCGGCCACUACAUCCACAUCCUGAACACUUCCGUUUACAAACCGAAUCCUCAGCCACCGCUUGUACCGGUCCCCGUUGAACAGUUAAUAGGAGAACACAAGAACUACGGAGAGAACGCCUUCGUCGAAAUGGACACUAUGGAGAACUACAGCGGGAACAGUGUGGUAGACGCCAUCAUCGAAGACUUCAGCGAAUACGAUUUGGAGGGAGCGGACGGAUCUAAACCGUUCCACGAGCUGAACAUCAGCUGCGAACCGUUGAAUGUGACGGGAAAAAGUUAUCACAAUACCUUAGUGCAAAACAUUAAGCGGCUUCAAGGUAAAGACAUCUUGUUUCCGAUGCCUCAGUCGUUAAGCAACCAAAAGACCAAUGAUAAGGCGAAGCUAGAUAGGAAGCAGGCGGAGAAGGCGUACGAGUUCAUCGAAGAGAACGAGAAAUGCGAGAAGCUUAGUUCGUUCCGUAAAAAGAGGUUGGCCGAUAAGAAGUACGAGUUCUCGGAGGACAACUCUGAGAAUAUAGUACCAUUCAAUUCGCUUAGGCACGAACGCAGCAAGUGCGUUUACAAGCCGAAGAGCAUCAGGAAUCCGGAGUUCGGUCUGUUCCUCAGCCCAUGUUCGGCAUAUCCCAAUCAGACGCAACAGCCUACCUCCAUAAACGUGUCCACACUGUGCGCUCUCACCGGAUGGAGUCCGCAGUCCUCCAGGUCUCCGAUCAGCCCCAAAGAAUCCGCUCGCAAAUUCAACGUGUACUCAUCCAGCAUAGACAGUGACUGCUCCGACAACGAUUCCAAACUCGUCCUUCGACAGAUCAACAACGUUCCGCACUCCUAUUCAUAUGACCAGAAGAGUCAUCCCAUCGGACUGCUUAUCGUCGACUCCAAGAAGGAUGACCACGCCAAAUGGAUAAAGAAGGUCGUGCGCAGAUAUUCCAGUGCUGACUUCGAAAACAGUUCCCUUGUUUCCGGACAGAGCAGAGAUGACUACAAUAUUCCAAUAGAGAUUCCUAUAUUAGUGCAGACGUUGACUGAGCAGCAUUUGGACGUCGUGUCCGAAUUCAAAUGCGAUCAGGUGACGGAAACGCAGCUAAUAAUCACUCAGCGAUCGUUCGAUUGCGAGCAGUUCGUUCAAAUCAGGGCGCAGAGGUUGUGCAUCGAGCAUCAACUAGAGUUCCUUCACUGCGAGGACUACGAUAUUAAAUUAGUACACAUAUGCCCAUUAGAUGGCCACAUCAUAUGCCAGGCUGUGAUCAAAAUCGCCGCCCUCAAUCUGGUCUCCACAAACCUGAAGCCGCAGAUCUUCGUCACGUAUUGCCUGUUCGUCUGGAACAUCGUCACCGAUAGCUUCGAGCUGGUGGAACCGAGCGACGUGACAAACAGACUGCACACGAACACUGCCCAUCCGCCGCCAGUUCUCAAAACGCGCAUACCUCUAUUAAACUGCAAGAGCAUACAGGUCUUGGACAUCAACACCAGCUCUUCCAAACUCAGUCUCAGGGAUUACAGUAACCACUACGAGGUGGUUAUGGACAAGAAUCCAAUACAAUGUCGUUAUUAUCUACCCUUCACGCAUUUCGUGGGCCCAUACGAUAGUGAUAGUGAAUCGAUGUGAUCACCAAUUAAUGUUUACGUUCUCUCCCCCAUUCUCUACUUCUUCUAUUAUUAUUUUUUUUUGUUUGAUUUAUAUACAUAUUAUAUAUAUAUAUUAGUUUUCCACCUUUCGAAAUAUUCAUCCUUUUUUUUCUUAAUAAUUAUUUCCACUAAUUAAUUAAUUACUUGACCUGUUAAUUAUCAUUCAUUUACAUUCGUAUGUUCGACGGUUUCGUUUUCACUCGUCUAGGAUUUAAAUUUAUUUAUAGAUAUUUAUCAUUAAGUUCGCUCGCCC
Nicrophorus vespilloides is the source of this 2683-nucleotide messenger RNA. RefSeq lists its product as uncharacterized. The transcript is spliced from 8 exons. NCBI's taxonomy places the organism in Eukaryota, Metazoa, Arthropoda, Insecta, Coleoptera, Silphidae. The record is from RefSeq and is a predicted model, not a curated record. Gene Ontology annotation, cellular component: Cul4-RING E3 ubiquitin ligase complex. Gene Ontology annotation, biological process: protein ubiquitination. Bases 41 to 2410 code for a protein of 789 amino acids.